Molecule: messenger RNA, 1369 nt
Organism: Condylura cristata (star-nosed mole)
Lineage: Eukaryota; Metazoa; Chordata; Mammalia; Eulipotyphla; Talpidae
Gene: SLC25A47
Product: solute carrier family 25, member 47
Exons: 5
Coding region: 1-822 (273 amino acids)
Biological process (GO): transport
Cellular component (GO): mitochondrion
Molecular function (GO): transmembrane transporter activity
Source: RefSeq, a predicted model, not a curated record
AUGCCGGUAUUUAAGGACUGGGCAGAGCGGCCGGCGCUGUGGCGGCCACCCCAGUGGUGGCACCAGACGGCUCUCCGCGCCGCUCCCAGUCGGCAGAACCUCAGGGCUUCCCCCACCCCCACGCGGCCCAUGGAUUUUAUAGCUGGAGCCAUCGGAGGGGUCUGCGGAGUUGCUGUGGGCUACCCCCUGGACACGGUGAAGGUCAGGAUCCAGACGGAGCCCAAGUUCACGGGCAUCUGGCACUGCAUCCGGGACACGUAUUACCGAGAGCGGCUGUGGGGCUUCUACCGCGGCCUCUCGCUGCCCGCCUGCACCGUGCCGCUGGUCUCGUCCGUGUCCUUCGGCACCUACCGCCACUGCCUGGCGCGCAUAUGCCGCUUCCGCUACGGGCUGCCCACUCGGUGGCAUUGGGCGAACCCAAGGGUGGGUGGGGGCACCCCGUGUUUCACUUGGGGGCUCUUUAUGCCCCAAGGCUCCCCGCCCUCCUGCCACCCCUCCUUGGGGCCCAGCCUGCCCUCGUCAAGGCCCGCGUGGGUCUCCCCUGCAGACGUCAUGGGUGUGCUGAUGGCUGGCGGCUGUGCGGGGGUCCUGGCCUGGGCCGUGGCCACCCCCAUGGACGUGGUCAAGUCGCGCCUGCAGGCGGACGGGCGGGGCCCGCAGCGCUACCGCGGCCUCCUGCACUGCCUGGUGAGCAGCGUGCGGGAGGAGGGCCCGCGGGUGCUCUUCAAGGGGCUGGCGCUCAACUGCUGCCGCGCCUUCCCGGUCAACAUGGUGGUGUUUGUCGCCUACGAGGCCGCGCUGCGGCUCACCCGGGCCUGCUAACCUGGCUGGUCCCACGUGGGCCUCAACCAGCAGCAGCUGCAGCGGGCCUGUGGCUGGAGGAGGAGGGGUGCUCUGGGGUCUGGGCCCCUCCCAGAGCUGUCUCCAGGACGGGGUGCUCCCCGCCGGGUCUGUGAAGGCCUGGCUGGACCUGCCAGCCACAGACACAAGGGGGGCUCUGGCCCCAAGCCCGGUGGCCCCGAGGCCGCAGCCAGCCCCGUUGGUGAGGACCGGUGCCCGAGGGGGGUUCAUGCCUCUGCUGUCCAUUCCCGCUCCCCUGCCCCCCCAGCCACCCCGUGUCUCCAGGUACCCGCGGCUCACCUCUGCCCAUCACGCAGCUGCCUGCUCCGCCACCCCACCCCCUCUGCCUUGCUGCACCCUGGUGUCCCUCCAUGUCAGACGUGGACACAAGGGGCCUCGAGGGGACCCAAGGGCAGCGAGGGUGGGAUCCUCUGACCAGUCUGGGCCCUGCUCAGAGGGCAGCACUGGACACCCAGGGCUGCCCACAGACCCCAGAGGGUCAGUGGGGAAGCCUGGCCAAUAAAGUGUU